AAAGUUCUGGAGCAUGCUGGGAAAAAUCAGGUGUUGGUCUUUGUCCACUCGAGGAAGGAAACUGGGAAGACAGCUCGAGCGAUCCGUGACAUGUGUCUGGAGAAAGACUCCCUGGGGAUGUUCCUUAAGGAGGGGUCAAUCUCCACAGAGGUCCUCAGGACAGAGGCCGAACAGGUCAAGAAUUUAGAGCUCAAGGAUUUACUGCCUUAUGGUUUCGGGAUCCAUCAUGCAGGAAUGGCCAAGGUUGACCGAAUCUUAGUGGAGGAUUUGUUUGCUGACCGUCACAUCCAGGUUUUGGUGUCCACAUCCACCCUGGCCUGGGGGGUCAACCUGCCUGCCCACACGGUCAUCAUCAAGGGUACACAGAUCUAUAACCCAGAGAAGGGGCGCUGGGUGGAGCUCAGUGCUCUGGACGUGAUGCAGAUGUUUGGGAGAGCUGGACGACCUCAGUACGACACAAAGGGUGAAGGCAUCAUGAUAACCAAUCACAGUGAACUACAGUAUUAUCUGUCUCUGAUGAACCAACAGUUGCCCAUAGAGAGCCAGUUUAUAAGUCGAGCGUCAGAUUGUCUGAAUGCUGAGUGUGUACUGGGAACUGUACAGUCUGUCAAGGAGGCAGUAGACUGGCUGGGAUAUACCUACUUGUAUAUAAGAAUGCUGAGGGCCCCAGCCUUGUACGGAGUCAGUCAUGACAUGCUGAAGGAUGACCCGCUGUUACAACAGAGGAGAAAAGAUCUGAUCCACACUGCUGCCAUGACUCUGGAUAAAAAUAACCUGAUAAAGUACGACAAGAAGACAGGACAGAUUCAGAGUACAGAGUUAGGACGGAUCGCCAGCCACUACUACUGUACAAACGAGACCAUCGCCACCUACAACCAGCUCCUGAAACCCACACUCAGUGAGAUCGAGCUGUUCCGAGUUUUCUCUCUGUCGUCCGAGUUCAAGCACAUUGCUGUCAGGGAGGAGGAGAAGUUAGAAUUACUGAAGCUGUUGGAGAGAGUCCCCAUCCCAAUCAAAGAAAGCAUUGAAGAACCUAGUGCUAAGGUCAAUGUCCUGCUCCAAGCCUACAUCUCCCAGCUGAAGUUGGAGGGGUUUGCCCUGAUGUCUGACAUGGUGUUUGUGACUCAGUCUGCAGGCAGAUUGAUGAGGGCCAUAUUUGAAAUAGUUCUACACAGAGGCUGGGCCCAGCUGGCAGAUAAGGCCCUGGCCCUCUGUAAAAUGGUCAAUAAACGAAUGUGGCAGAGUAUGUGUCCCUUGAGACAGUUCCACGACAAGAAGAUGCCCAUUGAAGUUAUCAAGAAAAUCGAGAAGAAAAACUUCCCAUUUGAACGUCUUUAUGACCUUGAUCCUUUGGAGAUUGGAGAGUUCAUCAGGGUACCCAAGAGUGGGAAGACCAUCCAUAAAUAUGUACACCUGUUCCCUAAGCUUGAGCUGUCUGUCCAUGUCCAGCCGAUCACCAGGGCCACCCUGAGGGUGGAACUGACCAUCACCCCCGACUUCCAGUGGGACGAAAAAAUUCACGGGUCUUCAGAGGCUUUCUGGAUACUGGUGGAAGAUGUGGACAGUGAAGUUAUACUACACCACGAAUACUUCUUACUCAAAAGUAAAUUUGCCCAGGAUGAGCACGUGGUCAAGUUCUUUGUUCCUGUCUUUGAGCCUCUCCCUCCACAGUACUUCAUCCGAGUCGUGUCUGACAGGUGGAUAGGAGCGGAGACCCAGCUCCCGGUCUCAUUCCGUCACCUGAUCCUCCCGGAGAAGUACCCCCCACCCACAGAGUUACUGGACCUACAGCCCCUCCCCGUGUCCGCCCUCAGGAGCCCAGCAUUUGAGAGUCUCUACAGUGACAGAUUCCCGUUCUUUAAUCCAAUCCAGACUCAAGUGUUUAAUGCUGUCUACCACACGGAUGAGAAUGUAUUUAUUGGGGCCCCCACGGGGAGUGGCAAGACCAUCUGUGGAGAGUUCGCCAUACUGAGGAUGUUCUCCCAGAACCCUGACGGUCGAUGUGUGUAUGUCACCCCACUGGAGCCUCUUGCCCAACAGGUCUAUACGGAGUGGUCUGCCAAGUUUGGAGGACAGCUUGGGAAGAAGGUGGUCCUACUCACUGGGGAAACAGGCACUGAUCUCAAACUGCUAGCAAAGGGAAAUAUUAUUAUCAGUACUCCCGAGAUCUGGGAUGUGUUGUCACGGCGAUGGAAGGUCAGAAAGAACGUGCAGAGUGUCAACCUCUUUGUGGUGGAUGAACUUCAUCUGAUUGGUCAGGAAGUUGGGCCGGUGUUAGAGGUAAUCUGCUCCAGGAUGCGUUACAUGUCGGCUCAUUUAGAACACACCAUCCGUGUGGUGGCCCUCAGCUCCUCCAUCUCUAAUGCUAAGGAUGUCUCCCAGUGGCUGGGCUGUACCCCCACGGGAUUCUUCAACUUCCACCCCAAUGUCAGGCCCGUCCCACUGGAACUACACAUACAGGGUUUGAACAUCAGCCAUAAUCUCUCCAGAAUCAUUGCUAUGGCGAAGCCCACGUAUCAAGCCAUCCUCCGUCAUUCUCCAAGGAAACCUGUCAUUGUGUUUGUGCCGUCACGGAAACAGACACGCUUGACUGCUAUUGACAUUUUGACCUUUAGUGCUGCGGAAAUUCAGGUUGAUUCUGAGACGCCACGGAGUCGAUUCCUUCACGUGAAGGAGGAGGACAUUCAGCCAUUCCUGGAGAAAAUAUCGGAUAAGACGCUGAAGGAGACUCUGAGUAACGGUGUGGGGUAUCUCCACGAGGGUCUGUCUGACAUCGAGAGGAAGGCGGUGGAAAACCUCUUCUCUAGCGGCGCCGUACAGGUGUUGGUGGCCUCCCGCAGUCUGGCCUGGGGGAUGAGUGUCUCCGCCUACCUCGUCAUUGUCAUGGAUACACAGUACUAUGAUGGCAAAACUCACUCGUAUGAAGACUACCCUGUGCCUGAUGUUUUACAGAUGAUUGGUCGAGCCAACCGACCCCUUCAGGACCAGGAAGGUAAAGCUUUGAUCAUGUGUCAGAGUUCCAAGAAAGAGUUCUUCAAGAAAUUCCUCUAUGAACCCUUACCUGUGGAGAGCCAUUUAGACCACUGUUUACAUGAUCACUUCAAUGCGGAGGUGGUAACCAAGACGAUAGAAAACAAACAGGACGCAGUGGACUACUUGACCUGGACCUUCCUCUACAGAAGAAUGACCCAGAAUCCCAACUAUUACAACCUACAAGGUGUCACACACAGACAUUUGUCUGAUCAUUUAUCUGAGUUGGUAGAGAAUACAGUAUCAGAUUUGGAACAGUCUAAGUGUAUCAGUAUUGAGGAUGAGAUGGACAUGACUCCACUGAACCUGGGUAUGAUAGCAGCUUACUACUACAUCAACUACACCACCAUAGAGACCUUCAGUCUGUCCCUGAACAACAAGACUAAGAUAAAGGGACUCCUGGAGAUUGUAUCUAAUGCCGCUGAGUAUGAAGAUGUUCCCAUCAGGCAUCACGAGGAGGCCAUCUUAAAAUCGCUGGCGAGUCGUCUGCCGAAUAAACUGUCCAAUCAGAAGUAUAACGAUCCUCACGUGAAGACGAAUCUCCUACUCCAGGCUCACCUGUCACGCAUGCAACUGUCUGCAGAACUCCAGUCUGACACCGAGGAUAUACUCAGCAAGGCUAUCCGGCUGAUCCAGGCCUGUGUGGACGUCCUGAGCAGUAACGGUUGGCUGAGCCCGGCCCUAGCGGCUAUGGAGCUGGCUCAGAUGGUGACCCAGGCCAUGUGGGGCAAGGACUCCUAUCUCAAACAGCUACCCCACUUUACAACGGAGCUCAUCAAAAAGUGUCAGGAAAAGAAAAUUGAGAGCAUUUUUGAUGUGAUGGAGAUGGAGGAUGAUGAUAGAAAUGAACUCCUACAGAUGACGGAGGAACAAAUGGCUGACGUGGCCAGGUUCUGUAACAAGUACCCUAACAUAGAGAUGUCAUUCGAGGUCCAGGAAAAGGAGAGUCUUCACAGUGGUUCCCCAGUCAAUGUGCUGGUGUCCCUAGAGAGAGAAGAUGAAUUAGUGGGACCAGUGGUGGCCCCAUUCUUUCCUCAGAAACGAGAGGAGGGUUGGUGGGUAGUAAUUGGAGACAACAAAUCUAACUCCCUCCUGUCCAUCAGAAGAUUGACCUUGCAGCAGAAGGCCAAGGUCAAGCUGGACUUUGUGGCCCCUUCCCCUGGUCAUUAUAACUACACCAUCUUCUUUAUGAGUGACGCCUACAUGGGGUGUGACCAGGAAUACAAGUUCAGCAUUGACGUGAAAGAAGGAGAUAGUGAAAGUGAAAGUGACAGCGAUUAGAUCAGCUGAUCAGAAAGUGAAAAUAAUAAUGUGGUGGAGGAAAAAUGAGGAAUAAUUAUGUGUAAAAACCAUAGUACAGAAUAGAAAAGUGAAGCAAGAAUUCUUUAAAAGUUAUAAUAUGAAAGGAGGAUUGGAAAGAAAUAGAGUCUUGAGAUGGAAAUCAUGAUGG
Messenger RNA from Saccostrea cuccullata (small rock oyster), 4480 nucleotides. Its product is annotated as U5 small nuclear ribonucleoprotein 200 kDa helicase-like. The annotation marks the transcript as partial. NCBI's taxonomy places the organism in Eukaryota, Metazoa, Mollusca, Bivalvia, Ostreida, Ostreidae. The transcript has 30 exons. The record is from RefSeq and is a predicted model, not a curated record. Gene Ontology annotation, molecular function: ATP binding; nucleic acid binding.